AUGUCUGACACACCUCCCGAAAAGGCUGCUGAACCUUUUAAGCUUCUCAAGAAGCGGUGGCCUUACUCGGACUUUGUGACGAAAGCCUCUCAGGAUGGUUCCAUUACGAAGAAUGAAGAUCCAAACAUUAAGAUGGGUAGAGUCCUGAACGAGAGUCCAAAAAUGAGGGUCGUAAAGCCGCAUAUUCCGCAUGAAGAAAAGAAAGAAGAAGGCAAAAAGGCAGAGGAAAAAGAAGAAAAAGGUGGUGAUGAGAACAGUGGUGGCGUGAAGGACAGGGUUAGGCAAUUCGAUAGUAUGCACUUUGAGAACAUGUCGACCUCAACGCCUAUCAAGGGUGGGAAAGUGAAGAUGGAACCGCGCGAAGCAGGUCGGGCGCCGCCUAAGAAACGGGAGAACGAUGGAAAAGACAAUGAGAAAAUCGAAAGCGACGAGAAUGGCAUACAAAAGGGAGAGGAGAAACAAGAUGCUAUAAAAUCCCGUGUCUUCUCUCAGCUAAUCGCCAUCACACUUCGCAAGAUCACUAGAUCGUCGCCCUUCAACAACUACUUCAUUAUGCAAGGCUGGCAAAAAGUCUCCAAAACCAAGAGGGAGCCCGAAGCCGGUUCAGCUGCCGCAGCUGCCGGAGUGUUCGGGAAAGGAGCCACGAAGACGCACAACACUACCACGCAAGAUCCUUCCGCAGCUCAGGAACUGUACCUGCCCACCAGAGUUAGCGGCUUAUACAUCUCGCCCACUAUACAAGUCCUCCCCGACUGCAUGGAAAUCGCGACACGCCCACCUGGAGCCACCGAGUAUCACAUCCAAUGGUCAUCCAAAGAGAAACUGGCUCAUGAUGACACGGUCACUAUACCGACCGUGAAGGACGUGACUCACAAGACUGUUAACAAGCAUGGAAGAACCGGUACACGUGUGCCUGGCAUAUUCGUCGCAAAUGAAGAGGUAGAGCAAUCACUGCUGGCCAUUUGGACGACAGCGGAAGGAAAGAAGACAAUCAUACUUAUCAUACCCGUGGAUCAAGGGGACAAUGAGGAGGGAGAUGGGACUGAGGUUGAUGGAUUCGUGAUAGUUUAG
This is a messenger RNA of Alternaria arbusti, 1071 nucleotides long. RefSeq lists its product as uncharacterized. Lineage: Eukaryota; Fungi; Ascomycota; Dothideomycetes; Pleosporales; Pleosporaceae. The transcript is spliced from 3 exons. The record is from RefSeq and is a predicted model, not a curated record. Bases 1 to 1071 code for a protein of 356 amino acids.